UAUUUCAUUCCGGUAGCUUUGCUUCAGCGAGAAUUCCUGGCUGAGUGCAGUGGGCCAUCAAAACAAAAACAGCACUCACACACAUAAGUAGCCAAUGUCAGUGGGAGCUAACGUUACUGUCCUUAGAUAUCAGUUUUCUGUUUCACCAUGUUACUGAGGUCAUGUUGCAUUUACAGCAUCGGAGUUUUUUCUAUACUACUUCUGAUCUCGGGUAUUGCUUUGGUCUUAUCUAACGUGUUUCCACAUUUCGUACAGUCGGUGGUUGAGAAGGAGGUAGUUUUGAAGAAUGGCACAGAGGCAUUUGAGGCCUGGGAGAAUCCACCGGCCCCUAUUUACAUGCAGUUUUACUUCUUUAAUCUGACCAACCCCAUGGAGGUGCUGGAUGGGGAUCGGCCUGCUGUGAUUGAGAUUGGACCAUAUACAUACAGAGAGUACCGGCCUAUGGAGCAAGUGGACUUCCAGGAUAAUGGUACUAAAGUAGCAGCUGUCAACACUAAGACCUACAUAUUCCAGCGUAACAUGUCCCGAGGUCCAGAGAGUGACCUCAUCAGGACGGUCAACAUCCCUGCAAUGACGGUGAUGGAGCAAUUCAAGGACCAUGCUAUCAUCGCCAAUCUGAUCUCCUCCUACAUGAAGGGCACUGGGGAAGGCCUGUUUACCACCCACACAGUGGGAGAGCUGCUGUGGGGUUAUGAAGACGGCCUGCUCAAAGCCCUCAAAACUUUAAAACCCGAGCUGGAUGAUGUUUUCGGACUCUUCUAUAAGACCAAUGCUUCCAACGAUGGUGAUUAUGUCUUCUUCACUGGACAGCAAAACUACAAGGACUUUUCCAGAGUGGAUACAUGGAACAGUAAAAGCACGCUGAAUUGGUGGUCAUCUGAUGAGUGCAAUAUGAUCAAUGGAACCAACGGAGCAUUUUUCCAUCCAGUCAUCACCAAGAAUGAGACACUCUACAUGUUCUCCUCUGACCUGUGCAGGUCUCUGUACGCUCUGUAUGAGGAGGAUGUGACAGUGAAGGGGAUCCCUGGGUAUCUCUUCAGUCCCCCCAGCAAGGUGUUUGCCAAUCAUACCGUGAACCCAGCCAAUGCAGGCUUCUGUGUCCCUGCUGGAAAUUGCCUGGGCUCUGGCGUACUGAAUGUCAGCCUAUGUAAACAAGGAGCUCCCAUCAUAAUGUCUCCACCACACUUCUACCAGGCAGAUGAGAAAUUUGUUCAGGAUGUAUUUGGCAUGAGGCCUAAGAAGGAGGAGCACCAGACUACGAUUGUUAUCAAUCCGCUGACAGGAAUUACCCUGCAAGCAGCAAAGCGGCUCCAGGUCAACGUGUACGUCGAGAAAAUUCCCACCUUCAGUCAAACAGGAAAUGUGAGGACAGUGAUCCUUCCUGUGGUUUAUAUCAAUGAGAGCGUUGUCAUUGACGACGCGUCAGCCAGGAAGCUGAAGGCGAUUGUUGUCAAGCAGAAUGUCGUGGCGAACAUUCCGUUCAUGCUGAUUGGUCUAGGCAUCGUUCUGGGAGGAGUCUUCAUGUUCCUGAUGUGUCGACAGAAGGUCCCCAACAGCACUACAGAUGAACAACAGCCCCUGCUCUCAUCAUAGCACCAAACAGUAUGUAAAAGGAGGAGGAUUGCCAUAUUUGCAGUAUAAUUCCACAUUUCAUUGGAACUGAAGUUUUUUACCAUUAAUCCCCAAGUAAUAGUUUGCAUUAAUAACCACAAUUCCACCUUUUAAUCAGUUUUUUUAAUCUAAUGGUUUUAGGAAACAAAGUGAAGAGGUUUGUUACAGGGUUGGGGUUAAUGUCAUUCAGUUACAAGUCAGUUGUAAGGAUGCUGAAAUCCCUUUUUUUUUUAAAUUAAAUAUUUCUCUUUUUUACUGCUAAAUAUGGAGUAUUGGAUUGAAACAACGUGAAUUGAGUAAUUUAAAUCUCCUACACAAUCUAAUUCAAAUUGUCUGGAGAGUUAGCUCUGAACUAAUCAAACCACCAGGAAUUUAAGUAAAAAUAUACUGUAUCAUUAUUUGGCCAUGUCCCUUAAGUGUGUGUGUGUGUGUGUGUGUGUGUGUGUGUGUGUGUGUGUGUGUGUGUGUGUGUUCAUAAAAUGAAUGGCUACAGAACUAAAAUAGUGAUGAAGGAACACUGUCAGUGUUUGUUUUUAGAAAUUGGCCAAUAAUCCAUUUUUAGCAUGGUGUGGUCAGAUUGUUGAGGCAUCAGUAAGAAGAACUGCUGUUUUAAUGUAAGACAAAUAUCCUUCAUUUUUUCACAUCAACAUUUUACAUUUUUGUAUUGUCCCAAAGUCAAUAACAAAGUCAAACUGUGCAAAACGACUGCCGGCAUAAUGUUUUAUUCAUUUUUAAGAUUAUUUUUACAUUUUUAGGCCUUUAUUUGACAUGACAGCUGAAUAAAUGAAAGGGGGGAGAGAAGGGGGAAUAACAAGCAGCAAAGGGCCGCAGGUCAGAGUCGAACCCGGGCCCGCUGCGUCGAGGAGUAAACCUCUAUAUAUGAGCGCCCACUCUACCAACUGAACUAUCCGUUUUAUUCUUUAUGUCAUGAAUCUAUAGUGAACUCUGCUUCCUUUAAAAACCAUGUGUGUAACCUUCAGUGGAAAUCAAGUAAUCCACGAUAUAUGUAAAUAAUAUAAUGUGGAAUCACAUCCAAAUAGUAUUAAUUCAACAAUAGCAGUAUAAAGGUAAGGUUUUUGCCGAGUGCGCAGUACGAUGUCUUGUCCCAUGAUGGUGUGAAGCGCUGUGCAAUGUUUUCUUUUCACUAAUUCCAAUUAGACAUGAAUGUGUGAUUUUGAGUUUUUCUACUGAUAUUAUGCUAAAAUCAGUGUAUGAAACAGCGUUAUGCUAGUGACACUACUGAUACAUAUUUUGCCAAAUAGAAAAUUAUUAAAUGUUUUUCCUUUUAACCACUAGGAAUUGCACAUUAUUUUUAUGGAUAAAUUCUGCACUUCUAAACAGCAUUUUAUCAGAUUAUUUUAACUUCAUUUGAAGUUUGACAAGAUUUUCUGUCCAGAACUACGUAGAAUGUCACUAUAAUGUGUAAUUUGUUAGUUGAAUAACCACUGUUUCACACACAUCACUGACAGGCUGUCUUGUGUUCAUUUUGUUUUGGUCUUAUAUAUAUAUAUAUUAUAUAUCAGAGAUUAUUGUUUACACUACUACUCCUACAUAGUAAAAUCAAUAUGUAAUCACUGUUAACGUAUUUUCAAUAGGUCGCAUAUCUAACAUAUGCACAUUGUCUUGUCAUUUGCUACAACUUUAAUAAACCUGGUGUGCUUCACAUUCUCUCUA
Molecule: messenger RNA, 3285 nt
Organism: Sander lucioperca (pikeperch)
Lineage: Eukaryota; Metazoa; Chordata; Actinopteri; Perciformes; Percidae
Gene: scarb2c
Product: scavenger receptor class B, member 2c
Exons: 12
Coding region: 148-1593 (481 amino acids)
Biological process (GO): protein targeting to lysosome; receptor-mediated endocytosis
Cellular component (GO): membrane; cytoplasm; lysosome
Molecular function (GO): scavenger receptor activity
Source: RefSeq, a predicted model, not a curated record